Cuculus canorus (common cuckoo) is the source of this 2895-nucleotide messenger RNA. It is a transcript of the gene TAF1C, whose product is annotated as TATA-box binding protein associated factor, RNA polymerase I subunit C. The transcript is spliced from 14 exons. Gene Ontology annotation, cellular component: fibrillar center. Lineage: Eukaryota; Metazoa; Chordata; Aves; Cuculiformes; Cuculidae. Gene Ontology annotation, biological process: transcription by RNA polymerase I. Bases 72 to 2858 code for a protein of 928 amino acids. The record is from RefSeq and is a predicted model, not a curated record. Gene Ontology annotation, molecular function: RNA polymerase I core promoter sequence-specific DNA binding; protein binding.
GCCCCCACCCCACGCCCGGCAUAGGCGCCCUCUGUCCGGUACCGGUGCCCCCCACCCAGCCCUCCACGUCCAUGGAGUUCCCGGCCACUCUCUUCCCCUCCUCCUUCAGCACCGGCCCACCCCGGGACGAGGGGGGCCCUGCUCCGGCCGCUGGUUGGGGCGAGUAUGGGCAAGUGCUGGAAGCCGGCCGCGGCCACCACCAGGCUGAGACAAGAUUUGUGCCCCGCCAUGGCAGAACUGGCGAAAGCUGGGAACCCGCUGAUGUUGCUGCUGUGCCCUUCCUGCCUCCCAAUGCAACCUGCUGGCUUCCUUUGCUUGCGCCUCAGGACAUCCUUUACCGCAGCUUUCUGCACAGAAAGCUCCAGGCAAGCAUCUCUGGACCGGCUGUGGAUUUCACGAAGCAGCUGAGCCACUUCUUUGUGGAUCACCCAGAAGACGCGUUUGGCUCCCUGGGGUGCCUGCUCCACAAGAACUUCCACCUGGGUGACUCCGGUGUGAAGAGAGAAGCUCGGGACAACACCAUCCGGAUGACGGCCCUCAUGGAAGAAAUCAACCGUCUGGACGCCAGGCGUGGCUGCCCCCAGAAGUAUCUGGCCUCCCGCCUGCGCUGGUUCUCCCAUCUGUCCCGUGACUGGCUCUUCGAGGUGCCAAUAGGGCUGCUGGCAGACUGCGUGCAUGAGGAGCUGCUGCUGCAGUGGGCCGGCCUGCUCUUCGAUGAUGGUCCUACUGGAGGGGCACUGGCCUGGCUGCCUGCUGAAGACACAGGAGCACGCACAGGCCGCCUGGUGUACCCUGGAGGGCAGGCCAUGAACCAUCUCUAUUUCCAGGACGUGGUGCUGAAGGAGUUGCCCAGUGCACGAGGCUCCCCUGCAGAGUUUGAGCUCAAUGGGCGCAUUCGGCAAGUAGCUGCUGCCCGGACCAACGGGGAAGAUUUUGUUGGCGUCCGCUCAGACUAUCACUGUGGCAUUUGGAGGGUGCCAGGCAGGACAGGGGCAGCCCCCACCCCACUGCAGGUCAUCCGCACCAGCAUGCCUGCCUCCUGCCUCACUGUCAGCCCUCACAUCCCUGGGGAGCUAGCUGUCUGCACCCAAAGUGGAUCUACCUACCUCUGGAACAUCGAGAAGGGGCUGCAGCGGCUCCGUCAUGACUCCCAGACCAUGUUUUUUCGGGACCAUUCGCCCUGGCGUUGGUGUGACUUCACUGCCCACCCACGGGUGCUGAGCUGUGCCGACCGCACCGGCCUGCAGUGCCUGGAUGCUCGGGCCCCUGAGAGGUGCCAGUUAGACUUGUUCAAGGUGGGCGAGGAAGCCAGCUGCCAGCAGGGUGAGCGUGUGGUGCUGCCCAUGUACCUGGGCAGGGCUCACCCCUCCCAACACCUUGUCACCACCCAGUUCUCCAUGUACGUGGUAGACGAGCGGUUGCCGCUGGUGCCUGUGUUGAAGUGGCUGCACAUGAUGAAGGCCCCCCCUCUCUUCGCCCACCUGACACCAGGGGACCCUGGAAGGAGCCAUAAACUGCUGCUUGGCGCAUCCCGCACCCAGGAGAUGAUGCUGCUGCAGUACCAGGGAGGUGGCCAAUUGGCCUGCCGGCUGGUGGGACCUCCACAGAAGCUGCACACCAUCACCGGCUGCCUGGAGCACUUUCCCACCCAGCUCCCACACCGCCACUGCCUCCUCCAGCAGCGCCUUGGCAUCCCAGCUGCCGGGCUGGCUGCUGUGCUGCAGAAGCAUGGGCCACGGGAAUCCCUGCUGGUUUUCCAGCUCUCCGAGGCUGGGGACAUCUUCUGCCAGAGGCUGACCCAUGAGGUGGCUCAACCCCUGGCACGCACCUCAGGGGACAAGCCCACAGCAGCCCCUGGCUCUUCGCCGCUCUUCGAGGAUCCAGCCAGCAGCCCACAGCACUUGGGCAGCGAGGAAGAAAAAGAAGAGGAAGAAGAGGAUGAACAAACCUCCUACUUGUCCAACCUGGAAGUGAUGAUCAACGAGGAGGAGGACGGGGGCAGACCAGCAUUCCUGGAGGAAGCUGAACUGACCCAGGAGCCCUGCGCCAGCCCCCAGCCUUCCCCAGUGGUGUUGAGCGAGGCUGUAGCCCUGCGGUACCGCCGCUGGCUGAAGGCCCUUUCCAAGCGCUGUGGGGAGCCUCCCUGGCCCUCCUGUCCUACUACCUGUGGCCAGAAGCGCCUCUUCACCCGUGAAGAGCUGCAGACACAGGCGGGACCCAGCAUUCUGCACCAGCAGGCACGGCAGCGGAUGCACCAGGCCAUGCGGGAGGGGGGCCGCAUCCAAUGCUGGGACCUCCUGGACAGCCAAAGUUCUGCCAUCCUGAAGCCGCCAGAGCCAGUGGAGGGUCCAGACUCCUUGAGCGCCCGUCUGACGGCGGCGUGGUCUGGGGACUGGAGCCAGUGGUGGGAAGAGAGGACGAGCUUCUACAGGACACAGAGGCAGCGGGCACUGCGGGAGCGGCGGCGGCGGCAGAAGCGAGCCCGUGGCCGGCGCAGCCUUUCAGCCAGCUUCACCUCUUCCCUCACCUACCAGUCAGAGCUGUCUGAGCUGAGCGACACUGGUCUGCCGCCGCUCUCCCCCACGCCUCCUCAGGAGGGCUUCCCACCAAGAGGCAGCCCCCCACCAUCACCAGUGCCCGACGAAGCCCUGCUCUCCUCACAGAGCCUGCGCAUCCGUGGCAUCCCUAAAGAGCGUCGAAAGACGCUGCGGGACUACUUGGGGGUAUGGACUGAGAGUCCCCUUGAGCCACCAGAGCUCCCUAGCAGCCAGGUUAGCCAGCUCUGCAUACCCUCGUCCCAGAGUCAGCUCUCCUCUGCUUCCCAGACCCGCCGCAAGCGCCCACGCAUGGGCUUCUGAGCACCCAAUAAACCCCUCUUCUGCACCAGGUGCCCUC